CCUACGCAGGUCUGCAACCACUCGCGGGCGCUCGAGCUGUGGAACAAGUUUCUGUGCGUGCUCAAGGGACGGGUGUGAACUGCCGCAGAGUUCUAGACAGCUGCGGUCGGACCAUUCUUGCGUUGAGUGGUGGGUAGAGUGUUGGCGUUUCAGUCAAAGAUCAUAGUGGGUGGGUUUACGAUGGCUAUUCGUUGGUGGAGAUGCAGCUGCGUUUGUUUGUUGAUGACUGACCCACCAAACGGACUAUUCGUGGAAUUCGAUUGUCUCCUUGGUCUUGUGAGCAGGACAGUCAGGCGUUGCCAGAAUCAGCGUCCGUCUUGCUGUCCUGCAUGCAUGUGGAUGUCGUCUCCCACGUUCACGAGCCAAACAAAACUCAACGACGAAAAGCGACAAAUUAAUAGUCCGGCUUUUAGGAUGACUAGCUUCUCAAGUUCGAGGUACACCCACUCAGCACUGUGCAUGUGGCACUCAGUUCCACCAAAAUCACGUUGGCUCUCGCGGAGCUUUGAAUACCUGCGAAAGAUCGACUAUCAUAGGCGUCUCGAAAAGAGCAUGACGAACCUACAUCACCUCCUGCUCUCUGCUUUCAAAAGCACGCCCGUUGGAGCAUCGUUGACUCCAGACUCGAUCAAACAUCAGACUUCAUCGAAGUCCAUGAGCUAUCCUCGUUCACUGAGAGCAUGCCGACCUUCUCUCAUGUCCAACGUGAUCUCCGUACCUGAUUUGCUCGCCAUCAAAGGAUUGCUCAUGUGGGAAUAAUGAGAAGGCACGACUACGUCUUUGGGUCCUUCUUCGACGCUUGCAACAUUCAUGUCGCACGCUUGAGGCGCCCGAGAACACUGAAACGUAAACAUCGUCGAGUGGCUUCUU
This is a messenger RNA of Macroventuria anomochaeta, 870 nucleotides long. RefSeq lists its product as uncharacterized. The coding region runs from base 181 to 759 and encodes 192 amino acids. The record is from RefSeq and is a predicted model, not a curated record. The transcript has a single exon. Lineage: Eukaryota; Fungi; Ascomycota; Dothideomycetes; Pleosporales; Didymellaceae.